UAGUUUAUGUCAGUAAUUGUGAUUUUUGUGCUGGCCUAUAGUUUUAACCAUCAGUGAAGAAGGUGUUACAGUAUAUUUAAUUGGAUCUAACAUACAACUAUCUUAUAAACAUUGUUGUAUAAACAGUGUGAUUCUGAGACAGGUCCAGUGUUGAACCAGCAGGGGCACCAGAUUGUAUCUCUGCAAAUCCUUAACUAAGACAGCACCUCAUCCCGCUCAUCGGCUUAAACUACCUCAAGUAAACGUUAUCAUACAUGUGUGAAUGUUGAUACUGUUGAAGAUGGUACUGGCAGAUUCAUCUCAUGUGUGAAGAGAGGUUACAAUGUUUUCGCACUUUAGCCUCAAUCCUCUUAAAGUGUGACAAGGUCACUGAGUACCAGCCGAUGCCUGGCUAAGCCUGAGCUGAGAGGAGAUAACCCAGUGAGCAGGAAGCCAAUUCCAAUGUGUUACUACAGUACGAGACAAGCCACUGACUGGGAUGGCACAGUGGGGUGCCAUAUUCUCAAUAAUCGCUGCCCUCGGUGGAGCAGCGCUCUUAGCCUCCGUGCACAAGAUUGACGAGGGACACACUGGAGUUUACUACAGGGGAGGGGCUCUCCUGACCACCACCAGCGGCCCUGGUUUCCAUCUUAUGCUUCCAUUUAUCACCACCUACAAACCAGUUCAGACGACGCUGCAGACAGACGAGGUGAAGAAUGUACCCUGCGGCACAGGUGGAGGAGUGAUGAUUUACUUUGACCGUAUAGAAGUGGUGAACUACCUCGUUCCAACAGCAGUGUUCGACAUAGUGAGGAACUUCACAGCCGACUACGACAAAGCUUUGAUAUUCAACAAGGUUCACCAUGAGCUCAACCAGUUCUGCAGCGUUCACUCGCUGCAGGAGGUCUACAUCGGCUUGUUUGACCAAAUUGAUGAAAACUUGAAGUUGACACUGCAAGAGGACCUAACAAACAUGGCACCCGGACUCAUCAUACAGGCGGUCCGUGUCACAAAACCCAACAUCCCAGAGAGCAUUCGCAGGAACUACGAGCUCAUGGAGAGUGAGAAGACGAAGCUGCUGAUCUCUCAACAGACACAGAAGGUUGUGGAGAAGGAGGCAGAAACAGAAAGGAUCAAAGCUGUGAUAGAGGCUGAGAAAGUGGCACAAGUGGCAGAGAUCAAGUUCGGACAGAAAGUCAUGGAGAAGGAAACGGAAAAAAAGAUUUCUCUAAUCGAAGACUCCGCUUACUUGGCCCGGGAGAGAGCCAAGGCAGAUGCAGAGUUCUAUACAUCACAGAAAGCUGCAGAGGCCAAUAAGAUGAAGUUGACACCGGAGUACCUGCAGCUAAUGAAGUACAAGGCCAUCUCAACCAACAGCAAAAUCUAUUUUGGGAACGACAUACCCCAGAUGUUUGUGGACUCUGGCUCUGCAGGGAGCUCAAUCAAGGCCUCUGCAGCUAUGGACAUUGUUGCUGAGCAGUUCCUGGACCUGGAUUAGUGAGGGAAGUAGUGGGGGCCCGCAGGACCACCCAGGGGUGGAGGACUGCUUGAGGGCAGGAGCCCGGCCCACAGGCUCGGCUGGCAUCUUCUCCCUCUGACCUGGAGAAGCUCUGCAGACCAGGGCCUGUAUUUCUCAAACACCUCAGAAUAACCGCUAGAAAAUCACAAUGAAGGGUUUGACUAGGAUGUAAUAUUCUCCUGCCUCAGAGCAGAGGACUCGAGAUAUUAUAUAGCUUCCUACGCUUCUACUGAAUGAGAUCGUCUAGACUACAGUAAAUUGGUUGGAAGUAAAACUAGAUGAGAUAGCUUCACCCGUUGGUGAAUAAUUAGCCCCCUUUAUUUGUCAUCAUCAUCCCUCCUUUAUCUUCAUUUAAAGGAAUUUUCCCUGCUGCUGCUCAGCUCUUGUGGCCUGUGCAUCAAGUGUGCCAAGUCCAUUUAGCCACAACAUCAAGGAUCACAAAUCAUCGCUACUGGUGUGUUUAUACUGUGUUAUCCAUUGACGUGCAUGUGUCCUCAUUGAGCAUGUGAAGCAGUGAUAUUUAUUCAGUGGCGGGGAAAUGACUGAUCAUCUUAACUAAGAUCAUCUUAAUUCAGAGUUAUUGUUCUUGUUAACAUCAAUUGGCCGUUCGCUAACCCCUGUCCCCUAGUUACUGUUGCUAUGCCUGUCCAGCUUUCAUUUCUCACACUGCACAAAUGCAGUAGACUCGAUUUUUUUUCUUUGUCUGCCACUCAGAAAUGUUAUCUGCCACUUUUGAAAUCUCUGCGCUAAAUGAAGGAAUAACAUUUUAGAUCUGAUGUCAUUCAAUGUUUAAUAUUUUAUACACAAAAAACAUUAUAUACACAGUAAAUUACAGUGUUCGAAUUACACCGUGGCUUCCGGGGGAGCCCUAUCUUUCGGGGCAGGGAGGGUACUAUACACAGUACUGUACUGCACUUUGUUAUUGUCAUCUAUAGUGGUUGCAUUAAAAACACACAGUUCAAAUGAU
Sebastes umbrosus (honeycomb rockfish) is the source of this 2465-nucleotide messenger RNA. RefSeq names its product ER lipid raft associated 2 (gene erlin2). The transcript is spliced from 12 exons. Gene Ontology annotation, cellular component: endoplasmic reticulum; endoplasmic reticulum membrane. The coding region runs from base 479 to 1477 and encodes 332 amino acids. Lineage: Eukaryota; Metazoa; Chordata; Actinopteri; Perciformes; Sebastidae. The record is from RefSeq and is a predicted model, not a curated record. Gene Ontology annotation, biological process: SREBP signaling pathway. Gene Ontology annotation, molecular function: ubiquitin protein ligase binding; cholesterol binding.